AUGGAUAGUGAGAAUGAUUCCGUUAAUGAGUAUGUUGCAGUGAAAAAAAGUUUAGAUAAUGUUCCAGAUGAUGUAUCAGCUCGAAUAUCUGAAAUAAAUUUUAAAGAAGCAACUUUACGACAAUUUGCUGAAAAAUGCAGAAUACAAGUUGAAGAAAUCAAACAAAGAACAGGAACUUUAAACAUUUACGCUACUAAUCUUAUUAAUAUUGAUAAACAAUUAAAGCAAGAUCGCGAGGAUUUCAAAACAGAUUAUAACGAACAGAUUAAAGAGCUCGAGGAAUACGAAAAAGAUUUAAAUGAAGAAUAUAGCCUGAUUUUAGAACGAUAUCAAGCUAAUUCCGAAAGUAUUGAAGCAAAUAAACACGUAUUUGAUCAAGCUACUAAACAACUCGAUGAAAAUACCAGCGAAUUAGAUAAAUUCUCAACUGUAAUGGAUGAUAUUAAUAAGAGUUUGAGUAAUACUGAUAUAAAUACUAAUAAUCAGGAAGAUCUCGAUAAAUAUUCAAAACAGCUGAAUGAAUCAAAGAAAUCAAUAGAACCUAUUACCACCAGAAUCCAGAAUCAAAACAAAAGCAUUACAAAUAUCAAUAAUAACUUGAUUUCACUUAAAAGUCAAGUAGAAUCAACAACUCAAACAUUAAAUCAAUUAAAUCAGAGGAUACAGCUUGAUAAUAUAGAGUAUAAUAAGUUCAAAACUCAGGCCACCUCAAAAAUACAGAAAUACAAGAAUGGAGCAGAUACAAUUGAGAAACUUCAAUUCGAUCUCCAACGGAAAUUCAAACAUAAGCAAAAUAAGAUAGCUUCAAUUGAAGAAAGAAUAAAAGGAAUAGAUGUGAAAUUUUCAACUGUAAACUCCCAAUUAGAAGAAAGAAGGAAAGUAGAUGAUAUUCAGAAUAGUGAAUACAACAAGGUUCUUCAAGAGAAAAAGAAGUACACAGAUGCCAUUCAAGCAAGAAUUGAUUUCUAUAAAAACAUUGAAACAUCAAACAAAAGAGCAAAAGACCGGACAAAUGAAGUUCAAACAGAAUUGAUGACUACACGUGAACUUAAAAAACAGACAGAUAUCGAACAAUUUGAAACAGAAACAAUAAUUGAAAAAUCACAAGAUGAAGAAAUAGAUAUUAAGAACGACUUAAAUAAAAUAGACCAAGAAAUUCUAGUUGUUGAUAAAGAAACUGAAAAAAGCUUAUCUGUUUUUAAUUCAACACAAAUUGAAUUUGAAAACAUGGAAAAUGAUGAUAAAGAAUAUGAAAAUAAGCAACAAGAAAUGAGUACAGAGUAUAAAAAGCUAAAAACGCAAAUCAACGAGGCACAUCAAGAUGAAAAGAAUAUUAUUUCGUCAUAUAAGAAUGUGAAAUCUCUUAAGCAUUUCGAAAAUGAUAAAGAUGUUCAAGAAGUAGCUAGAAGUCAGAAUAUCUUUAUUGAUGGCUAUAAAUCAAAAUUAAAUUUUGUCCAAGACUCGAACAAAACUCUUCAAGCUCAAAUUAAGACAGAAGAAAUACGAAACUCGUUCAUAAAUUCGGAAUAUCGCCGUACUACAGUUCUAUCAUCAACAUUUUCAUCCGAAAUCGUUUCAAGUCCAAUGAAAAGCAGAUCCAAAUCCAUGGCUUCAUUACAAACAGAAGUCACUAGACUUGAAUCUAAACUUGCAGCAACACAAUCCAAAGUUGCUUUUAAGAGUUCUUUAUUACAGGACAAAACUAAAGAAUACUCAGAAAUUGCUGACAAAACUCAAAUCAACGCAAAUGAUCUUAAAAGAGCAGAUCUAAUUCAGAAGUUCACCGAUUAUUUAAGCAAUUUUGAAAGCGAUAUCAAUAAGUUAGUUAAUGAUUUAAACAGAUCUCAAAAAACAUUAGAUAAUGUUAAUAAAAUCAAUAUUUGGAAUGAUUUUAUUUCUCAGAUGCUUGAUAAAGCAGAAGAUUAUGACUUAGUAGCGCAAAUUUGUUAA
Trichomonas vaginalis G3 is the source of this 1950-nucleotide messenger RNA. RefSeq lists its product as uncharacterized. Lineage: Eukaryota; Parabasalia; Trichomonadida; Trichomonadidae. The transcript has a single exon. The record is from RefSeq and is a predicted model, not a curated record. The coding region runs from base 1 to 1950 and encodes 649 amino acids.